CAAACAUUAGCAUAUCUUCUCAUCCACUGUCAUAAACGUGUUCUGUAUAAAUCAGCCUCUACAAGCUUGUUUGAUCUCUGAGGAAGUCCGUCUGGUUUCCACUGCUGCACAAACGCGAAGACACCUGUAAACGAGGUGACACAGUGUUUGACGAUGACGUCCAUGAAGAUGUGGUAUCUCUUGCUCCUCGCUGCCUUCCUGCCCAUUGUUCCCACAGUGGCUGAAGUUGUUGAGUCGGUGUCCGACUGUGACCAGUUUCUCCUUGAAGCAAAGCCACCACAUGUCCCAGGCAUCUUGGAGGGCGGGAAAAUAGGCCAGACCCGAUACAAAUUAAUUUGUCAGACUUAUAAAAAUGAGAGAAAGUUUCUGACGCUCUACGACACAGAGAACAUGAUUCCUGUGUUUUCUGCCUACAAGUACACAGGGAAACAAGAGGGGUUAAAAUUCAACAGACCAAAGAAAUGGAUGAUAGAGCCACAGCUUGAGAAUAAAGAUGACCCGAACAAGGACAUGGCAAACGACAACGGCAAGACCUACAAGAACCAGGCUGUGGAAAAGGAUUACAUAGACAAAGACAAAAAAUUUAACAGGGGCCAUAUAAUUCCAAGCUCAUAUGGGUUAACUGAAUCUGACAAAAAAUCCACCUUUACCCUGACAAACAUCGUUCCACAAGCAAUAUCAUUCAACAGCGGAAGCUGGAGCAGCAUGGAGCAGUGCAUCAAAUGUAUUAUGGACGAAUACUGCAAAGACAACAACGCUGUUACUAAAGCCUAUGUUGUAACUGGAGCAAUACCCAACCCAAGCACCGACCCCAACACCAAACUAAAUAAGAGGGUUAAUAUUCCUGACAAGCUCUGGUCAGCAUUCUGCUGCUACGACUCCAAAAAGAAGAAAUGGAUCGCAAGCGCGCACUGGGGUGACAAUGUUCCUGAUAAACCUGAACGCAAGUAUCUGCCCACCAUCACUCUGCAAAAACUUCAGGAAGAACUGAAGAUAGUAGCCUUUCCUGAAACACAGUGUCCUCUCCAAACAACCGUUAGUGAGUUCUACAAAACCCAAGCAAAACACUGCCAAUGCCAGAAAACUUAACCACUUCUUCCCCUCCCACUUAACUUCUGCCGCUUUGACACACACAUCUAUACUCACAUCUACAUCUGUACUCACAUUCUUCCUGUAUGAGGAAAAUAUACAACUGAAAAAUUGGGACACCCAAAGCCUUCAAUCUGUGAUUAUUCAGUUAGUAUGUUUACUAUUGAAUGACACUUUCAAAAUUGAUCAGCAACUAACAUGUACGCAUAUAAAAUUAACGCAUCACCUUAAUGUUAAAAAUUAUUCAAUGCAGAAUUAACAACCAGAAAAUUGUUCAGUCACAAAUGGUUGAAUAUUCAGACUGAGCAGUUUUUCUUUUUACUUUUGUACUUUUUGUUUGAUUUCAUUUGUUAUGAUGACGGGACACUGGAUAAAAUAAAGUGUCCUUUGCGUGGCUUCAGAUUUAUUUAUUUAUUUUACAGGGACAAUGCACAUUAAUCAACACUGUAGUAAACUAGUGCUAGUGGCUACAUGUCUGAUGUAGUAUCAGAUGGAAGACAAAUGUACAUGAUUUGUAGGAUGUGAAUGAAAUAAACUGCAGACGCCUGAUA
This is a messenger RNA of Micropterus salmoides (largemouth bass), 1640 nucleotides long. RefSeq names its product endonuclease domain-containing 1 protein-like. Bases 154 to 1089 code for a protein of 311 amino acids. NCBI's taxonomy places the organism in Eukaryota, Metazoa, Chordata, Actinopteri, Centrarchiformes, Centrarchidae. The record is from RefSeq and is a predicted model, not a curated record. Gene Ontology annotation, molecular function: metal ion binding; hydrolase activity; nucleic acid binding. The transcript is spliced from 3 exons.